This is a messenger RNA of Diospyros lotus (date-plum), 2920 nucleotides long. RefSeq lists its product as uncharacterized. The transcript has 8 exons. Gene Ontology annotation, biological process: mRNA splice site recognition. Gene Ontology annotation, molecular function: mRNA binding. The coding region runs from base 130 to 1212 and encodes 360 amino acids. Gene Ontology annotation, cellular component: U1 snRNP; U2-type prespliceosome. The record is from RefSeq and is a predicted model, not a curated record. Lineage: Eukaryota; Viridiplantae; Streptophyta; Magnoliopsida; Ericales; Ebenaceae.
GAAAAAUCUCCGUGUUCUAUCCCGAAGCCACUUGAGUUCCCAAACACCAGAUUCAUCAGCCCUCUCUCCGAGACUAGGGUUUUAAGAGAACGAUUCCGAGCUAUUUCACUCGAAUUCUCAUAGUCAGCCAUGGACGCUCAACGAGCUUUGCUCGACGAACUCAUGGGUUCAGCUCGUAAUCUCACUGAAGAAGAGAGAAAGGGGUACAAAGAAAUCACCUGGGAUGACAAAGAGGUCUGCGGAUUGUAUAUGGUUCGGUUUUGUCCCCACGAUCUCUUCGUCAAUACAAGAAGUGACCUUGGACCAUGCCCCAAAGUUCAUGAUCCAAAAUUGAAGGAAAGUUUUGAGAAGUCCCCAAGACAUGAUUCAUAUGUGCCGAGAUUUGAAGCAGAACUUGCUCAUUAUUGUGAGAAGUUGGUGAUGGACUUGGAUAGACGAGUUAGACGAGGGAGGGAACGCCUUGCUCAAGAAGUGGAAGCUCCUCCACCUCCUCCCAUCUCAGCAGAAAAAUCUGAGCAGUUGUUAGUGCUCGAGGAAAAAAUAAAGAACCUUCUCGAACAAGUGGAGACACUUGGGGAAGCUGGCAAGGUGGAUGAAGCUGAAGCACUUAUGAGAAAGGUAGAGACACUUAAUAUUGAGAAGACUGUUCUGACUCAGCAAUCCCAGAAUGAGAAAGUAUUAAUGCUUGCACAGGAGAAAAAGAUGGCUCUUUGUGAGAUAUGUGGCUCUUUUCUAAUUGCCAAUGAUGCAGCAGAAAGGACACAAUCUCAUGUUACUGGCAAGCAGCAUAUUGGUUAUGGCAUGGUUAGAGAUUUCCUUGAGGAGUACAAAGCUGCAAAGGAGAAGGCCCGUGAAGAGGAGAGACUAGCAAGGGAAAAAGAAGCAGAAGAGAGGAGGAAGCGAAGAGAGAAGGAAUAUGAGAGUAGAGGUAGAAGGAGUGAUUCAGCUGACAGGGGCAGGUAUCGUGAUCGGGAUCCAGACAGAGAGAGGGAGAGUGGGAGAUACCGCGAACGUGAUCGUGACCACGAAAGGAGUGGUAGGGGAAGCCGGGAUGGGGGUAGAGGGCUGGACUGGAAACAAAACAGUUACAGGAAUGGAAGAGAUGGAGGCAGGGAUAGGUACCAUGAGCGGGAGCGUGAUAGGAGCAGAUCACGUUCCCCAGCUAGGCACAGUCACAGGAGGUCAUCCAGAAGUCCAGUUCGCCCAUAUUAGUGGAUUGCAUAGAUAGAUUUCUGAACUUUAAAAGUCAAAAAGAGCUUUAUUGAGACUUUUAGCAUCUCCCUACCAUCAAUAUAACUAGAGGAGAAAGGGUUGAGGUAGGUAUUACUUCAUUGAUGUGACUUCUUUUAUGUUCUAUCUCAAGCUAUUGUUGAACUUAAUCUCUGUUGUGGAUUACCUUCGAAAUAUUAUUUUAAAAGUUACUAUCCCUCCUUUUUUGGGAUAUUUUAGUACCUUACCCUCAACUAGGCAGAAUCCAAUUGAUAUGCAUGGGUAAUACUGCUGCUGAAGGGAAUGGUUGUUUUCCAACUUUAAGGUAACCGGAAAUUCUUUUGAUUCCACAGGUUAAUUUCCUAUUUUUAUCUUGUACAUCUGUUUCUUUAUAUACUGAUCAUUCAGUUGACAGGAGAUGAUGCUUUUUGCAACUGUAAAAUCAUAAAGAUUUUCUUUCCCUGAUUAGUGCGAACAUGGAUUUCCUCUUUUCUAUUGUUAACUCAGCAGGAGAUUUUUACUAGUUUGCAACUUUGAAGUAACUGAAAACUGUAAUGGAUUUAUAGCCUGGAUCAUCACGGUCUUGAUUUUUCUGCAUCCUGAACAAUCAGUUGAAGCAAAUUCUUGCUUCUUGUAGCUGAACUUCUAGUUUGUUUAUAAGCUUCGAGAAUGUCUUUUUUUCUGUGAUGAUAAACUCGCCCACUCCUCCACCAGCCGUUCAAGAGAGUGGAGUACUAGUUUGUUGUGGCUCCAGCAAUAAUCAUACGAGGGAUUGAGGAGCUUAUAGGAUAGCUUGUUCUUGCUUAAGAUGUUUUCUUUGGUUAUAGUAUUAAAAAAGUGUCUUCUGGUUUUUAGAACUAGAUAUUCUGAUUACAUGUAUGGGAAACUGGUUUUGAGAAUAGUUUUAAAAUGUCUUAGAACUCUUUAGCUUAGGAAAUAAUAGGAAGAUAUUGAAGAAGUGCUGUUUAUAUUGUUUCUGGUUCCAAAAAAUAAAACAUAAAAACCCCAAAUAGCCAUUGGGUUUAUGUAAUUUCAGCUUGAAAUGUGAACUAAGCAAGCAGUCCAGUGCAGUGUGUUAUGGCGCCUUCGUCAUUCUUUUGGCAGGAAUGUUAUUCUUUCGUUCUCACCUGACAAUCUAUCUACUACAGUGGACUGCUCUUGGCAGAGGCUCCAGCCCAGGCUUUGGACAAAAUUUUGGAAACGCAACUGAUAUGGGUAAAUUGAGCAUUAAAUCUUCAUGAUGCAUGGCAUAUUUUUCUGUUAAGUUUGCAGGAGCCGCAGUGUGCUCGGUAAAGAUCCCUUUUUAAGGUUGGGGAUUAAGUUAAAAGAUGGGUAAGCAAAUCUUUUUCCAAUUUUUGCUACGAGAACAGACAGAUUUUUGGAAGAGGAAGAAGCGUAAUGACCGACUCAUACUGAAGUGAGGAACAUAUCAUGAGAGGUACCAUUACAAACCACGAAGCAGGCUCUCUCUCUCUCUCUCGCACCCCAGCUGCUCAACUAUGGCUUUUAACCCUUUUAGUCUCUUCUCAUGGGACCUUGGGUUCUAAAAUCAUUCAAAUUUUGGCCAUGUGCCGGCAAUUUUUCCGUUUUCCUCGGUUGCCCGGUACCCAUUAUUUACUGUUUUAAAGAGCUGAGAUGGUGAUUGGCCUUUCUUUGUAAAUUUAAUUCAGACAGAAUAAAUAGUAUAGCGGCCGGCGAUGGUAUUUCAUAA